Colletotrichum costaricense is the source of this 687-nucleotide messenger RNA. RefSeq lists its product as uncharacterized. The record is from RefSeq and is a predicted model, not a curated record. Lineage: Eukaryota; Fungi; Ascomycota; Sordariomycetes; Glomerellales; Glomerellaceae. Bases 1 to 687 code for a protein of 228 amino acids. The transcript has a single exon.
AUGCCACAGCCAUCUAACGUCGGCGCCGCUAGGGACGAAAUCGCCUGCAUCCUCCUACGUGGUUCAUGCCAAGAUCUCAACGACAAACGCAAUCGGUUCGUCCCACGAGGCAGUUUAGUGUCCCAACUCGACCACAAGAAGGUAUCAACUUUGUUAGGCACACUUAUUCCUUCCGACACCACUAAAGUCGCCGAUAUUGCACAUUUCAUUAGUCCCGGCAAGCACAAAGGAUGUCUUUGUGACGAUGCUUUGUGCACGGGACUGAGAAUCAUCUUCGCGACAUUAUUCAUACUAGGCAAACCGGAAGUAAUAUUGGAUAUUUACCAAUCUCCGGUUCAUAUCUGUGAUGGAGCAUGGCCAUGCAGCGACCCGACCUUGCCAACCUACUCCUCUCGUGCUGCUGAGGCCCUUCGGGAAGUCUUGCAAGCCCUAGAUGCACGUAAUGAGGAGCUAUUUCACCAGCUGCAAUGGCAAAUGAGGUCUCCAUAUUUCAGUAUAUCGGGUACAAAUACUAGCAAGCAGCCUUACCGUCUGUUGCAUGAUGAAAUCACAUUGCCGUGGUCAGAGCUCAAUAUGCAGGGGGAAAUACUCGAUGGGCAAGUCUCAUUUGUGCAAAAAAUCAGCAUUCACCGAGAUCAUCACGACUUUUUAGACGCAAGUUUGCAGAUCGAACGGAUCACCACUUAG